UACUUUUCUCCAUCCAUAAGCUUCCAUCCAUCUUCUAUCCCUAACGAAAUCUCAACGAUCCAAUCAGAAUUCGAAAUGGCUUCCACCGCCUCGUUCCCUCUCUCCUCUCAAUUCCUCGGCGCCGUGAUUCCUCCGCCGCAGCAGCGGCGUGUUUCCUUCCGCCGUCCGGUUUCCGUAUCCGCCUCCUGCUCGACGGCCGAGAGGACUGCCAAUGUCGCCUCGACGCGUUCUCUGUACGACGUCCUGGGGAUCCGGACAGAGGCCACCGGCCAGGAGAUCAAGGCGGCGUACCGGCGAUUGGCUAGGGUUUUGCACCCCGACGUGGCGCCCGGCAGCAUGUCAGAGGAUUUCAUCAGAGUUCACGCCGCGUAUUCCACUCUCUCCGAUCCGGACAAGCGCGCCAGUUACGACCGCUCCCUGUUCCGAUCUCGGCUCUCUGCGGCAGCGGCGGUGGCUACAGACGGAGGAUAUUCCGUUUUCAGAUCCACUCAUAGGAAGUGGGAGACGGAUCAGUGCUGGUAGCUCUGCAGAAGUUCAUGUCCUGAUUUGAUUUUUAGCUCAGAUCUUAAUACUUGUACAGUAAUCAAUCAACUUUGAUUAAAACCUCCUAAAGCGUUGAAAAUUGAUUGUUUUCUUCAACUUUUUUCAUCUUGCUUGCAUUCAGGCGUUUAUUUGCAGUCUGAAAUUUUCGUGUAAUGAAUGGGAAUGAUAAUGUUCAUAGUCUGUGUAGUUAUGAGUGAGAAACAAAUUUGCAAUCUGAUCUGAUAAAUGGUGGAUCAUAUG
Cuscuta campestris is the source of this 783-nucleotide messenger RNA. NCBI's taxonomy places the organism in Eukaryota, Viridiplantae, Streptophyta, Magnoliopsida, Solanales, Convolvulaceae. The record is from the annotation of a GenBank genome assembly.